AUGACACUGCCACCACUCGCCUGGCUCGUUGGGUCGACGGUCCAGGGGCCUGAUGACGUAGAGUGCGUACCGCCAUAUGAGCGUCGUCCAGACCAGGCCCCGCCUGCAGCGACCAGGCGCUCCAACGCCAUCCUGACGGCGCGUGAUUUCACACUUUGCUACUGCAUGCGUCCAAAGUGCCAGCCCACCAACCUGCCUUGCGGCACCGUUUCAGAGGGCUGGCUAAUGGCAAGCGAUGUGUAUUGCCAUCCUGGCCUCGGGCAGUCAAAGUGGCUGCACAACACGCGAUCACGACGCGUCCUAGAUGGCGAACUGCCAAUCCCCCGUGACGUCUCCCCAGCACCGCCGUCGAUGUUCAGGGAAAGAGACAAUGCGACAACGCUGCAGGGGGCGGUCGUGUCACCAAAGUAA
This is a messenger RNA of Colletotrichum abscissum, 411 nucleotides long. RefSeq lists its product as uncharacterized. NCBI's taxonomy places the organism in Eukaryota, Fungi, Ascomycota, Sordariomycetes, Glomerellales, Glomerellaceae. Bases 1 to 411 code for a protein of 136 amino acids. The transcript is spliced from 2 exons. The record is from RefSeq and is a predicted model, not a curated record.